AUCGGUCGGUUCGGCGCUCGUUUGAUCGGGUCUGUGGUGCUGGCAGAGCGGAGGUGGCGGCCCCGGAGCCUUGAGCGACCCCCGCUCCCGGAGUGCGGCGAUGGGGCUGGGCUCUAGCUCUGAGAUCCCCGCCGGGGGCGCUGAGGGCUUCCAUGUGCACGGGGUUCAAGAAAACUCUCCUGCUCAGCAGGCCGGGUUGGAACCUUUCUUUGACUUUAUCAUCACAAUAGGACACACCAGGCUAAUCCAGCUACACACUGUCAGAAACAAAUCUUUCCUUUCCUGUGUUUCACAGAAUAAAGAAAACACCAUGUUGAAAGAUCUGCUGAAGGCAAAUGCCGAGAAGGCAGUGAAGCUGGAGGUGUACAACAUCAAAACGAUGAAAGUGCGCGAGGUGGAGGUGAUCCCUAGCAACAUGUGGGGAGGGCAGGGGCUUCUCGGAGCCAGUGUGAGGUUCUGCACUUUCCAAGGAGCCAAUGAACACGUGUGGCAUGUCCUGGACGUGGAACCCGCUUCCCCUGCAGCUCUAGCUGGUCUGCAGCCCCACACGGACUACAUUGUUGGAUCAGAUCAGAUACUUCAGGAGUCAGAGGAUUUCUUCUCACUGAUUGAAUCCCAUGAGGGGAAGCCAUUGAAGCUGAUGGUGUAUAACACGGAAACCGAUUCCUGCCGAGAGGUAUUCGUCACUCCCAAUGGAGCCUGGGGUGGAGAAGGAAGUUUAGGAUGUGGUAUUGGAUAUGGCUAUUUGCAUAGAAUUCCAACACAGCCUGUUAUGCCAAAGAACCAGCAAGAGGAAAUCAAACCACCUUCACCUUUGCCGUCGGAAGACAGAUCCCCUGUGCCAUCUACAAAUGGCUACAUAGAGGCUCCAUUGUUGGCACCUAAUUCCCAAAGGGACAGCUCUGAAGAAGUUAUGAACUUGGAUGAAUCCACAGGUCAAGAAAUGAAUAUGUAUUCAAUGGAAAACGCACUUCUCCCUCCUCCUCCCCCUCCUGUCCAGAGAGUUAUGGAUCCAGGUUUUCUAGAUGAGUCUGGUGUUUCAUUUCCUGAAAUUGUUGACUUAACGAAAAUGCCUAACUUACCUUCCUCUGCCCCCUUCAACAUGUCAGCUGCAGACUCUUUAGCGGGGACUGAAAGUUUAAUACCUAAUGAUGGAACUACUACUUAUUUUGAGCAUGCCACGGCUUCAGUCUCUGCAGAUCUAACCACGUAUGCUGAGGGCUCAGUUACACAGUCGGACCAUUUAAUGCCUUCACUGUCCCCUUUACCAUCCUUUGCUCUUCCUAAUGAUAUUUCUUCAAAGUCAACACUAAGAACAGAUUCUGAUUCUCAAGAAACUGAACUACUUGAGGGCUCACCACCCACUAACCCAUUGAAACGUGACAGCGAUGAAAAGACACAUGAACUGAAAGAAGCUAUACAAGACUAGCACUAAAAAGGACACUUCCUUAUGUCGUCAAUCUGCAGUCUGCCAUAUGCUGUCAUGCUACAUCUCAAAUGUUGACUUUUUGAUCUCUAGAGAUAAUUACAAUUAUUCUAUUUUGUUAGCAUAGGCAAUGCUGUAAGAGUAUACAGGUCCCGUACGCAGCACUUGUUCUCUUGUUAUCUCUUCUCAGCAUUGUUUGAUAGAUGGAACUUUAUUUAAAUGUUAUGCAAACUCAGAUUAGUCUAUUGAUCAUGCAUCUAUUUGUCUAUUCAAUUUUUAAAAAUUGAUAUUUUUUGAAAGAUCUGCUGGAGAUUGGAAAAACUCACUAAUUUUUCUUCUAUUAACAAGCAUUAUUAUAAUUGUUUUUAAUUUGUUGGUCCAAAGGCAUAAUUGCCUUUAUGUAAAGAUUAAGCUACAUUUUAAUGACUAUUUCCCUGGUAUCUUUUACAGUGUUUAAGAAAAAUGCUAGUCAUAAUUUUGACUUCCCGGAAAACAGUUUUUACAUCUUGACCCAAUUUUCCUGAACACACACACUGUAUUUGUAGAUCAUAUAGUGCCAAAAUAAACUGUUUUAUACAGACUUCUCAAUUAACAUGAAAGUAAUGCAAACUUUAUAUAUUGGAACUGACUAAGUGUUCCACUGCCUUUCGUUUAGGGAGUCAAUGGGAGUAAAUUUACUGGUUGCCAUAAAGUUAUUUUUGCAGGAAAUAGUGCACAUUAGAAAGUGCAACAUAUACUGGGUGAUACAGAACUGCAAGUGGCUGUGAUUGGCAUUCAAUAGAUUGUUCAUUGGUCUGGAUCGUGGGUCUUUUACAAAGAACUUUUUUAAUGAGUUUACAAUGAAGAAGUUGUAAGGGAAAUGUUUUUGUGGAGUUAAAAAUUAACUAAGUUGAUUUCUGUUUAAUCAGACUAUGGUUUUAAGAUGAAGCAUGUGGUUUGAUUCUGGGAUGACUAAAAUUUUAAAUGAAUGUUCUGUUAGAGGUAAUGGGCUGACAGUGAAUAGCCUUGGUACUGGUUUUUAUUAAUCUGUUGUGUAUUUUCCCAUUUCUUAACGAUUUUGGAUAUAAAUCUAUAGGUUUAAAACACUGGAAUAGAACAUGUAGUGUAAUGAUCUGUACUGCUUUUAUAGAUUUGUUUUGUUUUCAAACACUUCCUAUACUUUUAAACACUUAUUUUACUUUAUGAAUAUUUGUUAUUACUGUUCAGCCAAUUGUCAAGCUACCAGCAUGGGAUCCUUCUCAUUACUUAGGUGGCAGCUCCUUUGACAUUUUUAAGUACAAUGCAGUGGUUCCAGUCCUCUUCUCAUACAGGUGUUGAUCAGGAAUAACUUCACUGUGGUCAUUUAUGCUGAUGUAAAUCCAAUAUAUAUGAAGAGAAUGAGGUCCAAUGAGGUCUAAAAUGCAUCCUAGUUGGAAAACGGUUUGUAGCAAUGGAAAAUGUUAACUGGCAUUUUUCCACCAUCCUACAUAAGAUAUUGUGUAUUUCAUAGGCUUCAGUAUAUUUAGGAUAAUGUCUUUGAGCCAGGCUGUCUUGGUCAGAUGGCUUUGUCUGUAGUCCUCAGAUGUAGUAAUCAGGAUUUAGAAGAGUGUUGUAGAUGAAGCCACAACACAAGGAGGCAGAUUCUGAGCUGGUGUGGGUUGUCAUAGCCACAGUGGAGCUAUGACAGCUUGCAUCAGCUGAGGGUCCUCUGCAAGGUCCCUUAGAUCACUGUGCAAUUUCUUAUUAAACUCUAGUUUGACAGGACAUAUGGUAUCUGUACAAACAGGAUGGCCAACAUAUUUUUACCCUUUAUAGAGAAGAAUAUAUCAAGCAUUAAGUACAGGGGAUUUGCAAUUAAAAUAUUUGCAGUUACAGUUGAUGUGAUAGUAAUUUGUUUCUCACUACAUUAUAUUAGCAGAAUACUGUAUUUGCAAAGUGAAAGCUCACGAGUGAAUAUUCAACGUUCAUAAAGUAAAGAUCAUACAACUUAAGCUACUGGUCAAUUUAUUUUUCUUGUUCAGUCCUUCUGUUUUCAGAGCAUGGUGAAAGAACUAGCCACCCUUAUGUAAAGGAGGAUCUAGUUAGGCAAGCAUCAUAUUCUCAUUAACAGGUGUGGAGUGGAGUUAUGGUUGUAGUUGUUUUGGGGGGGGUUUUAAGCUAAUGGCAGUUCAGCUAAAGGAGUGGAGGGGAUUUAAGGUCCUUCACAAACCUGGAGCUACUGUUUAGCACCCAGAUAUAGAAAGAGGCCCCUUUUUAAGAAUUCCAAAACAGAACAGGAAAUAUCAACCCCAAUCUUAAAUUUCAAAUGUAACAGUAAUAAAUAGCUUAGCUACUUAUAUGGUGUUUUGGGUGUUCACAGCAUUUAACAUUAGCUAACCUAGGAUUGGUUGAAAAACAGAAUUUGAACUUUUUUGUGAUAAUUACAAAGAUCUUGUCAUUCUUCUCAUUUUUGAUGAAAAAUUAUCUAAAAUGUGAAUUUUGAAAAUUUCUGACCUACUCCAAACUUUUCUUUGACUGUAGAUGACUGUAGCCCCUAGCAUUCUGAAUGACUGAUUAUCUUAGCCCCUGCCUCAGGCACUUCAUCUGUAAGAAUUUGUGGGUUGAAGCUACAUUCACUGUUUGUAAAGCACUUAUGCUGAAAGAUCUGAUGUGAAGUCUUGUUUUUGUGAUUUCCUUAUAACAGGUAAGCUGUGAAUUAUGUUCUUGAGAACAGCUGAACACCAUUUAGACUGCUAACAUUAGUGCAAGAUAAAUUAAAUUGAUAUUUGUGAA
Chelonia mydas (Green sea turtle) is the source of this 4177-nucleotide messenger RNA. It is a transcript of the gene GORASP1, whose product is annotated as golgi reassembly stacking protein 1. The record is from RefSeq and is a predicted model, not a curated record. Gene Ontology annotation, molecular function: protein binding. Gene Ontology annotation, cellular component: Golgi apparatus. NCBI's taxonomy places the organism in Eukaryota, Metazoa, Chordata, Testudines, Cheloniidae. The coding region runs from base 101 to 1429 and encodes 442 amino acids. The transcript has 9 exons. Gene Ontology annotation, biological process: Golgi organization.